This is a messenger RNA of Salvia hispanica, 1731 nucleotides long. Its product is annotated as CHY-type/CTCHY-type/RING-type Zinc finger protein. The record is from RefSeq and is a predicted model, not a curated record. Gene Ontology annotation, biological process: protein ubiquitination; ubiquitin-dependent protein catabolic process. NCBI's taxonomy places the organism in Eukaryota, Viridiplantae, Streptophyta, Magnoliopsida, Lamiales, Lamiaceae. Gene Ontology annotation, molecular function: zinc ion binding; ubiquitin protein ligase activity. Gene Ontology annotation, cellular component: nucleus.
GCUCAACUAACUUCCUCGGGUCGGCGGUCGCCUCCUAUGCCCCUGAUUCAGAUAUUGACACCUCCGAUGUGAAAAUCACAACGCAACUUUUUUCCCCUCUCUCUCUCUUAGAUUCGUGCUCUCAAAAUUCUCGACCUCGUUAAGCUACUUCCUCAUACACGAAAGAAGCUUGCUGUGAUCCGCGUCUUAAUAUCUGCAUUGUGUGAUUUUUGCUUGUAUUUCUGCUCCAGUCUCUGAUCUCUGUAUGUAGGCUGCUGGAGAUUUUGGCGGGAGGAAUUCAUUGCUGCCAAGGAGUAUCGCUUUCUAAAGUUUUUAUGAAUGGAGCCUUUAACCUUGGAUUUGUUGUUGCUGAUUGAGUCGAUAUGCAGUGAAUGCAAAAGAUAAGCUUCAUGGUCUUGAGGUGUUCCUCAUUUGGAGGGCAGCUAUAUUAGAAAUGCAUGAAUAGAUUUAGGCAUUGAUUUCUUAAUGCAGGUUUUUGGUGUAUUGCAUAGCUGCUAGAUAUUCCUAUUUUCAUACCACAGUCCAAUGGUGUCUGUUGCUGUUAAUCACGAUCUUUCGAGCAGUCUACAAGUUGAGUCCAACUUCACAGAAAAAGGGUUGGCUGGAGAUAGUGUGGUUACAAAUUGCAUUGAGGUUUGUGAAUCACCUUUGGAGUCUUCACAUGAAGAGCAUAUUCCUACUGGAGGAAUAUGUGAUGAAGAAGUUGCUAGCACCGAAACAUACAAUAAAGGAUACCUGAACUAUGGUUGUUCCCAUUAUCGUCGGAGGUGUCAAAUCAGAGCACCUUGUUGCAAUGAGAUAUUUGAUUGCCAUCACUGUCACAAUGAGGCAAAGAACAAUAUUUGCGUUGACCAAAAGCUCAGGCAUGAUAUCACUCGCCACUUAAUUAUGAAGGUCAUAUGCGCGCUUUGUCACACUGAACAGGAGGCUCAACAAGUUUGCAGAAAUUGUGGGGUGUGCAUGGGAAGAUACUUUUGUGGAACUUGCAAGCUGUAUGAUGAUGAUAUAUCUAAAGACCAGUAUCAUUGUGAUGGCUGUGGUAUUUGCAGGGUCGGAGGCUCCAAUAAUUUCUUUCAUUGCGAUAAAUGUGAAUGCUGCUAUUCCAUGCUUUUGAAAAGCAGCCACCCAUGCAUUGAGAGGGCAAUGCACCAAAACUGUCCUGUUUGCUUUGAGUAUCUGUUUGAGUCGAGAAAUGAUGUAGUUUCUAUGCCAUGCGGGCACACCAUACAUCGAACAUGCUUGGAACAAAUGCAGGAUUACUAUCAGUACGCUUGCCCCAUCUGUUCAAAGUCAGUUCGCAAUAUGUCGAAAGUGUGGGAGAAGUAUGACUUGGAGAUUGCAGCUACUCCUAUGCCACCAUAUUAUGAAGAUAAGAUGGUUUGGAUUCUUUGCAAUGACUGUGGAAGUAACUCUGAAGUGAAAUAUCACGUUGUCGGCCAGAAAUGCCACGACUGCAAAUCUUACAACACCCGGCAAACAAGAGGCCUUGGCAGAUAGAUAUGCUGAUGCUUCAUUCAAUCACAUAUGGGAUUGUUUCCUUAAACUAACUUCUACAGUAAUUUAAGCAAACAAAUCCUAAUAUUCUUUUUGUUUUCUCAGCUCAUCUUGUAGCUGGAUGCUGAGUGCAUAAUGUGUUUGUGUCCAUCUUCCUUACUAUUCUUCUCUUCCCAUCUCAAUAAACGUGUUUUUUAGUAGUAUCUCAAUAAAUGUGUUUCAUGAGUUUUUUGGUUU